Molecule: messenger RNA, 441 nt
Organism: Necator americanus (New World hookworm)
Lineage: Eukaryota; Metazoa; Nematoda; Chromadorea; Rhabditida; Ancylostomatidae
Exons: 1
Coding region: 1-441 (146 amino acids)
Source: RefSeq, a predicted model, not a curated record
AUGGCAACAGGCGUACUGUGCGACAAGAAAGUUCCUAUUCGACUGAAGUCGAAGAUCUACAGAACGGUUGUGCGUCUUGUUGCUCUUUACGAAUGCGAGUGCUGGCCGACGACGAAGGCCUUGGAAAGAGUUUUGCACGCCAUGGAGAUGCGGUGGCGAGAGGAAGAUUCUGUUGCCAAAACCGCACUGAAGCUCGACGUUUCAGGAGUGAGGCCGCGUGGGAGGCCAAAGAUUCGCUGGUUAGACUGUGUGAAGCUGGAUAUGAUAGAUGCGCGUUUAUGUGCGGCUGAUGCAAUGGAUAGAACCAAAUGGAAGACAAGAAGCAGAAAGGCGGACCCUGCAACAACGCGGGACAAACGCUGGGAAGAAGAAGAUUUGUUUGUUAAUUAUAUCUUGAGGAAUAGUGAGGUGCUCGACAGAGUAGAUUACAACUGCGUUUGA